Rubroshorea leprosula is the source of this 1446-nucleotide messenger RNA. The record is from the annotation of a GenBank genome assembly. NCBI's taxonomy places the organism in Eukaryota, Viridiplantae, Streptophyta, Magnoliopsida, Malvales, Dipterocarpaceae.
CAUCUAUUAACCAAGGAAUACUAUAUAUUCUUUGGCCUAUAUCCAACUUGGUCAUAUGAGCAGUGAAGGUUCAAUCGACAGCAAGAGUUUGCUGCAAACAAUCGAUUUCGAUGGCAAGGUUUUGCUACGUUCAACAAUCGACCAUGACUGACACUACAGCCAAGAAUGGAUCCAAAAUGGAAAAGAGAGAGAUAGGUAUCCUUAAGACAACAUAUCCAGAUUCACCCUAUUUUCUCCACUCCAGUGAUGAUCCAGGGAGGGUCUUAGUCACGACUUCCUUGUUCGAGGAGAAUUACCACACGUGGAGAAGGAGUAUGCAAAAUGCCUUAUUUGCAAAGAACAAGAUGGGGUAUGUUGAUGGGAGCUUUAAGACACCAAACACAGAUUCCCCAGAGUAUCAGGCUUGGACAAAGUGCAAUUCUAUGGUGCUUUCAUGGUUACUUAAUGCUCUCUCUAGGGACUUGCAAGGAAGUGUGGCCUAUGUGGAGAGUGCUGCUGAGGUUUGGAAUGACUUACAUGAACAUUUCUCACUAGGAAAUGCAUCUCGGAUCUUAAGCACAGAACCCCUCCCAUCACUGAAUAAGGUGUAUGCAAUGACUACUAAAGAGGAGAAGCAACAAGCAGUGGCUGCAUCUAGAAGUCCAAUUAUAGAAGCAACAGCCUUAGCAGCAAAGAUGAACCACACUGGGAAAUCUUCCAUGUCAGGGAAGCCACGCUGUGAUCAUUGCAAGAAGGUUGGUCAUACUAAAGAGAGAUGCUAUGAAAUCAUUGGAUACCCAGUUGGUUGGAAGAUAGGGCCAGCCAAAAUGAAGGGAAAGGGGGAGCACCAAAAGCAUCAACAUCAGGAGAAAGAGUUGAUUUUUGCAGCCAAUACAUCACAUGAGUCACAGAUGGCAGGAGAUUCACUGGAUCAGUCACCAAUUGCAGGACUUUCUAAAAUAAUUGAUAGUGGUGCAUCAGACCAUAUGACACCUAAUAUUUCCAUACUUCAAGACAUAAAACCUUACUCUUCUCCAGUUCAUAUUCCCGAUGGCACCACCUUAGAAGUGUCUAGCAUAGGAAAGACUGUAUUGCCAAACAAACUUACAUUGAACAAUGUUCUUCAUGUUCCUCAAUUUGCAUGCAAUCUCCUUUCUAUAAGCAAGAUAACAGAGCAACUUAAUUGUGCUGUGAUCUUCUUCCCUGACUUUUAUGUUUUUCAGGACCUAGCCUCGAGGAAGUUGAUUGGAAUGGGUAAGCUUCACAGAGGGUAAUACUAUUGUGACUUUCGCAGAGGGUAAUACUAUUGUGACUUUGGGCAUGUUGCUGCAACAAGUCACACCAAGCCAAAGGAGGACACAUCCUUGGAGUUGUGGCAUCAGCGACUAGGUCAUGCAUCCAUAGAAAGAAUAGCCAAAGUAAUUUCUUUGCCUACAUGUUUAAGCAAAAUAAAGCAUGUUUGUGACA